AUGAAUGGAUCAUGGUUCGAUGUUUCAACAAGUCCAAACGACCCGCUGUUUUUAUUACAUCAUACAUUUGUUGAUAAACUGUUUGAACUAUGGUACAGAAAGUACCGACCAAGUCUUGAUCAAUAUCCCAAACGUGGAUGUCCACCAGGUCACAAUGCAUAUUCACCAAUAGUACCAUUUUUCCCAGUCAUUGAAAAUAUUGCCUAUUUCAUUGAUUCGCGAAGUCUUGGCUACGAUUAUGAUGAUUAUAAAGCAGGCAGUAUGAUAAUUGUUCCAGCUGAAUUCACUAACAUGAACUUGGCUUCAAUGAACACAAGCACUCCAGUAUGGGAUCCAACUGUCAUCGCGACAAUUGUCUUCUCUAUUAUUGUCUUUUUAAUAUUGACAUUAUUUAUUGUAUUGAGUAUAGUUUACAAGAAGAAGAAGAAGCAGAACUAUUCCUACUAUGAUUACUAUUCACCAAUUGAUAAUAGUGAACAACAACAACAGCCACAGAUUGCAGUGAAUAAAAGUUGGAGAAGAGCACCGCAUUAUUUUAUAUCGGGUGAAAAUUAUCGAAAUCCACCGCCACCGCCGUAUACUGGUCAACAUGAAAAAACACGUCUGCUGGAUGAUAUAGCCUAG
This is a messenger RNA of Trichobilharzia szidati, 624 nucleotides long. The record is from the annotation of a GenBank genome assembly. NCBI's taxonomy places the organism in Eukaryota, Metazoa, Platyhelminthes, Trematoda, Strigeidida, Schistosomatidae.